ACACAUACAGUGAAGGGAAAGUUAGUGGCGGUUCGAAGCGGGAACCAGAAAAGCGGAUGAAGGUCCAAACUCUGCCAGCUAGCUCGUUAGCUUCACAUGAAGUUAGUGUCACGGAUCCAACAAGAUGAUUUCAAUGGAGUUGUUCGGUUCAGUCACUGCUUGCUGAACUUGCUUUUACCAGAACUUGCACCGGAGUUACGUUUGAUUCGGAACCACACAUCAUAGAUUUAUUCGGACCGUUUAGAACAGUUGAGUCGGUGAAUCAAACUGUUGCUGUUGGAAUGAAUGGGAACCCGGACUGGAGUAGGACGUUAACGUUUACGUCAGCUGGUUCUGCUCCUGGUGAUGUGGGGUUAAAGCUCGGUUCCCGUCACUUCUGGCAAGCAAAAGUUUUUGGCAACCAGAAAUCUACGAGUUCAGUUCCUGUUAAUUCGGAAAAGGAGAACUGUGAGAAAACUCUGCAGAAGGUUGUGAGUCCUGAAGGUUACAUCAAACAUCCUUUACAAAACAGGUGGGCUCUGUGGUUCUUCAAAAAUGACAAAAGCAAAACGUGGCAGGCCAACCUCCGGCUCAUCUCCAAGUUCGACACCGUUGAAGACUUCUGGGCGUUGUAUAAUCACAUCCAGCUGUCCAGUAACCUGAUGUCUGGCUGUGACUACUCUCUGUUUAAAGACGGGAUUGAACCCAUGUGGGAAGACGAGCGGAACCGACGAGGUGGCCGCUGGCUGAUAACUUUGUCCAAACAGCAACGGAAAAGCGAUCUGGACCGGUUCUGGUUAGAGACGCUCUUGUGUCUGGUGGGUGAAGCGUUUGACGACCAUAGCGAUGAUGUUUGUGGCGCCGUCAUUAAUGUAAGAGCCAAAGGGGAUAAAAUCGCAAUCUGGACGACAGACUUUGAAAACAAAGACGCCAUCACCCACAUAGGGCGAGUUUAUAAGGAGAGGCUAGGCGUCCCACCAAAAGUGAUCAUUGGCUACCAGUCGCAUGCUGAUACAGCCACCAAGAGCGGUUCCACCACCAAGAACAAGUUUGUUGCCUGAGGACUCUGGAUUUAUUUACCACAUGUUGUUUUCUGUCGUUUUUUUUUCCAUGAAUGUAACUGAGAAAUGAAUCCACAGGGUGAAUGUUUUGCUUUUGACACCUGACCAAAGCUUUAGUUUGUGGAGAGAGAGUGCAAUUCAAAAAGUACCACUUCUAUGGACACUUUAUUUUGUAGCAGUUUCUGUUGUAUUAUUUGAAUUAAAUGUUAAAGGGGAAUGUAAGAAAUACUUUGGUUAUGAAUUACAACUUUCUAACGAUUGGAAACUUUGCUAAAUUUGAGUUUAAGUUUGGCUCGGGUCCAAUAAAAAUCAUUUAUUUUACAAUAGGAAAAUGUUCAGUUUUGUAAAAUUAAAGUGAUAAAAUGUGACUUUGUCAUCACUGAUGCAUGUUGGGCAACUGAUCUCUUUUUAUUAGAACUCAUCUAUGUUACACAAGUGUUCAUUUUAAGCUCCUCCUUCAGAAGCAAAAUGCAGUUCAAAUGGAGCUUGAAGUCAACUGCAAAAAAUAGGAUUUCUAACCAGAACCACAAAAAGAAACCAGAAGAGGAGUUUUCUUUUCUCUUCAGCUUCAAGUCACUCACAGUUAAGUUUUUAUAAUAUUCUUCAGUUGUAGAGCACAGAGCUGCGGUUCCUUUAUCUUGAAGCCUCACUGUUUGUGUAGAUGGGAAAGGAGAUGCUUUCAAUGAUACUCAGAUUUAAUCUGCAGUGAAAAGUAAAACGUUUGAGGUAAAAUACAUUUUUUGAAGCUAAAAGGUGCCUUUAGUGUUUAAACCCUGUUUGCAUAUUUUUAUUUUACAACAUAUGUAAAAAGGACCAAUGUAAAUAAAUUGUACAGUGAUGUGUUCUCUCAUAAACAAUGGAAAUAAAUAUAUUAAGUGGUGUAAAA
This is a messenger RNA of Poecilia latipinna (sailfin molly), 1926 nucleotides long. RefSeq names its product eukaryotic translation initiation factor 4ea (gene eif4ea). Gene Ontology annotation, biological process: translational initiation. Gene Ontology annotation, cellular component: eukaryotic translation initiation factor 4F complex; cytoplasm. The record is from RefSeq and is a predicted model, not a curated record. The coding region runs from base 282 to 1040 and encodes 252 amino acids. The transcript has 7 exons. Lineage: Eukaryota; Metazoa; Chordata; Actinopteri; Cyprinodontiformes; Poeciliidae. Gene Ontology annotation, molecular function: translation initiation factor activity; RNA 7-methylguanosine cap binding.